Molecule: messenger RNA, 3066 nt
Organism: Solea solea (common sole)
Lineage: Eukaryota; Metazoa; Chordata; Actinopteri; Pleuronectiformes; Soleidae
Gene: slc30a9
Product: solute carrier family 30 member 9
Exons: 19
Coding region: 385-2106 (573 amino acids)
Biological process (GO): zinc ion transport; transmembrane transport; positive regulation of transcription by RNA polymerase II
Cellular component (GO): membrane; nucleus
Molecular function (GO): monoatomic cation transmembrane transporter activity
Source: RefSeq, a predicted model, not a curated record
CAACGUCAGUGACGUGUGUCACUGGUCACGAAAGCCGAAAGAAGUCGUUGUGGACAAGUUAUAAUCGUAUAUUUACACUCCGGAGCAGGAGGUGGUGGUCUUGCGUCUAAUACUUGUUCUACAACGUUAAAAUCGAAGAAGAAGAAAAAGGUCACGUGUGCAUGUGUUUAUAGCUGUGUAUCAUCCAUAGAUUUGGUCAUAGAUUCACAAAAUGGACACACACGAUGCGGGACAUUCUUCACACACAUAAGGUGUCGAGAGGCGAGGUAUGAACCGUCUCUGAAUGACAUGCGGACUCAUGCUAACAAGGCAGUGACCGGCGGCUGUUUGUGACUCUGCCUAGCAAGUUCCUACUCUCCGGUGCCGAGCUCCGCCACAGCGAGGAUGUUCCCCAGCUUGGCCCACAAACCGUGGCAUGUCUUCGGCAGGGUCUCCAUACAGAACAGGGCGUUCCUGUCACAGCGGUGCCCGAGGUUUCCCCAGCUGUGUCACGGAUGGCAGAGCAGAGGCGUACACUGUCUGUGGUUCAGCCUUCCAGACUGCCGCGUUGCUUCUUUAGGACUGAGCAAAGUGCAAUACUACUCUACCUCCUCUGGCAGCAGCAAAGAUGGUCCUCCGAAAUCCACAUCAGAUGGUGCUCCAUCAGCAGAAAAUAUCUUGUCCAGUGCUGCAAAAACCCCAUUAGGUUUCACACCUCAGGGCUUGACUAAAGCUGAGCAGAUUCAAGUGAAAGUUCGGGCAGUGCUGAAGAAAAGGGAUUAUGGAGCCAAGUACACUCAGAACAACUUUAUCACAGCAGUCAGAGCCAUGAAUGAGUUCUGCCUCAAAUCAAGUGAUCUGGAGCAUCUUCGCAAGAUCAGAAGACGCAGCCCCCACGAAGACACAGAGGCUUUCACUGUCUUCCUGCGGUCAGACGUUGAGGCCAAAGCACUGGACGUUUGGGGAAGCCAUGAAGCUUUAGCCCGAGAGAAAAAUGUCAGGAAAGAGGUGGAGAGAGAGUAUCAUGAAAACACUUUUCGCAAUCAGCAAUUGCUGAAAGAAUACAAAGACUUCUGGGGAAACACAAAGCCUCGAUCAGGCCAGAGGGCAACGUUUCUGCAGGGACCGGGGAAAGUGGUCAUGGUCGCUAUAUGCAUCAAUGGGCUGAACUUCUUCUUUAAGCUCCUGGCUUGGGUGUACACCGGAUCUGCCAGCAUGUUCUCCGAGGCCAUCCACUCUCUGGCCGACACCUGCAACCAGGGUCUGCUCGCCCUGGGAAUCAGCCAGUCCGUCCGCAACCCGGACGCUGGGCACCCGUACGGAUUCUCCAACAUGCGCUACAUUGCCUCCCUCAUCAGUGGCGUGGGCAUUUUUAUGAUGGGAGCUGGCCUCUCCUGGUAUCAUGGUAUCAUGGGACUGCUGCACCCAGAGCCCAUCCAGUCACUGUUAUGGGCUUACUGUAUUUUGGCGGGUUCUCUGGUGUCUGAAGGAGCCACACUACUUGUCGCCGUCAAUGAGAUAAAGAGAAGUGCCCUCCAGCAUGGGGUGUCUUUUUACGAAUAUGUGAUGCAGAGUCGAGACCCCAGCACUAACGUGGUGCUGCUGGAGGACACCGCUGCUGUUUUAGGAGUCAUCUUGGCUGCUGGCUGCAUGGGACUCACCUCACUCACAGGUAACCCGUACUAUGACAGCUUGGGCUCGCUCGGCGUGGGCACACUGCUGGGCGCCGUCUCGGCCUUCCUAAUCUACACCAACACCGAGGCUCUGCUGGGACGCUCCAUACAGCCUGAGCGUGUACAGAAGCUCACGGAGUUCCUGGAGAACGACCCAGCCGUAAGAGCCAUCCACGAUGUGAAGGCCACUGACAUAGGACUGAGUAAAGUGCGUUUCAAGGCUGAAGUUGACUUUGACGGCCGAGUUGUGACACGCUCGUAUCUGGAAAAACAAGACAUUGACCAAAUCCUAUUUGAAAUCCAGCAGGUCAAGACUCCUGAGGAGCUGGAGAACUUCAUGCUGAAACACGGGGAGAACAUCAUUGACACGCUCGGAGCCGAAGUGGACCGUUUGGAGAAAGAACUCAAGCAACGUAACCCAGAGGUUCGCCACGUAGAUUUGGAGAUACUAUAAUCCUCCCUGGCGUCUGCUGAGGAAACUUGAGGAAGGUGAAAUGAGGAGCGAGGCCACCUUCACGAUCUGCGACAGCCAUGAAACAAGCAUCAGUCUCUGCACAUGUCAUCGUGUCUUACUGUUAAGUCCUACAACCUCCGUUCCCAAAAGACCGGGUCUGUUACUUCAUCUUCACUUAGCUUUCACUAGAUAUUCAACCUGAGUCUCAGACUGAGAGGACUGUGUUAGCCGUCUCCCCCGGAUUUUAAGAGAAGUGUAAAAACCUUUCGAAUUGCUUGAACUCGUGUUCCUCCAUGAAUGUGUCUGGAUGUGGUGGGAAAACACGUCUGAAUCAAAACCAACAAGGACCAGUAAUCACUCGCUAGACUUUCUCUUAACAUUAAGCUUGAAGUACAAUGACAGGUUCAUUAAUACAAGGGAAACCUGAGAACUACGUAUUUGUGCUGAACUAUUUAAUUAGUAGACGAUAUUUUUUCUUUUCUUUUUAAUGUAAAAAAUAACGUGAGGUGCUGACAAUGCAGAGUUUACCAUGACUAGAUUUUAUUGCCGUUACCGAAAAAGCUUGCAAAUUUCAGGUUGUUGAGAUUUAAUUUGUAAUAUAAUAGAUUUAAGGACUGAACUGAUGUUUAAUACAGAAGCACUCCGACGAGCGUCCGCUUGUGCAGAAACAACAACAACAAAAAAAAUUAGGAGGUAAAGUUAAAAGUCUAACUAACACAACUAGUUAAUGAACACGUAGUGGUCGUCUUUAUCUUUGCAGAAGUUCAAAUCAUUCAGUGUGGACAUGACAUGAUAUACAGCGGGCAGCUGAACGCCAACGUUCUCCAAAUUUAGCGGGUGGUCACUUUUUUCUGCUUCUGGUCGACGGCUGAUCGACAGAUAAGUGAAGUAAUGAAGGAUCCACUCGGUGUAAAUAAGCAGCCGAAGAACUACAGCAGGCAAAUGGACCAGCCCCCCCCC